This is a messenger RNA of Diatraea saccharalis (sugarcane borer), 906 nucleotides long. Lineage: Eukaryota; Metazoa; Arthropoda; Insecta; Lepidoptera; Crambidae. The record is from the annotation of a GenBank genome assembly.
AUGUCGACCGAUUUAAAUGCUAAUUUUAAUGAGCAGUACAUGCAAAUAAAUUCAAAAUUGAAAAAGCGUUUUAUGCGUAAACCGAAUAUCACAGAGGCAACAAAUGAGUUCAUAGCUCUCGCUAUCCAGUGUGAGCAUUCUGAGCAGCCCGCCUUUGCUGCGCAGGCCUAUGUGGGCGCCGCUAAGUGCGAAGCCGCUGCAGGAAACUACCUCGGCGAGGCAGAAUACUAUGUGACGGCAGGAAGGCACUAUAUGAAAGCAGAGAUAAAACUUGCAUCACUGAAGUUCUACAGCCCUGAUAGAGAAAAUUUGGAAGCUGGUAUCGGAUGCUUCAUGCUAGCUCUGGGAAAGUAUCCCCCUAAAUCACCAUUGCGAACAUCAAUAUUAAUUGAAUUAGCUAAUGAUCUUAUAGCCUUAAAUUAUAAGCUAGAAGCAGCUUCUUAUUAUGAGCAAGCAUUGGAGACAGUGACUGACCAGACAGUGAAAAACAUGUGUUUGAAGAAUUUACUCAAUUUACAAAUCGACUGUGAUAACAUGGAUGUAGCUUUGGAAACUGCUAAUUUGAUGUGUGAGAGCAACGUUAAUAUACCUGAAGACAUAUUAAUAGAGGUGCAGGUGAGCAGAAUAUUAUUGACAUUGUUAGUGGAUCCCCUCGAACAGAAUAAACCCGACUCUCUGAGGCACUUGUUUGCAGACUUAUUGAGUGAUAAUGGCUGUGAAUCCGCUCCAUUCAGUACUGAUCUGAAAUUAAAACUACAGUCAAUAAUUAUUUCAAGUUCUAGAGGAGAUGUUUCAUCUCUACUAAGGAUAUCAACAGACAUCAAGCAUCUUCUAACAAACCAACAGAUUGAUUUACUAGACAAAUUAAAUAAAGAAAUGAGACAGGUACAUUUGACUAUGUCAUAA